AUGCCCCUGCGCCUUCCGAUACUCAACGGCAAGGUGAAAGCUGCUGCUGCUGCUGCUGCUACGGCCGCGGUGGCAAGCCAGCCAAAGGAGAACGACGCGGGAGGAGGAGAAGCGGCAACAGCCCCGUCCGGCUUCUUCCCCGGCCGGGAGCUGGCGGGUCCGCCCGGCCUCGCGCCUCCGCCCGGGGGUCCCGCACGCGAGGAGGGCGCCGCCGCCGCCGCCGCCGCUCUCCCCUGGCGUCGCCCUGCGCCUCCGCGGACACUUGCUGGCUCCGGCAGAAAAGACGCAGCUAGAGGGAAAAGGAGGGAGGCGGCGGCGGCGGCGGCUGGUGAGACCAGCGGCCGAAGGAGACGGAGAUCGAGGAGGAAGAGGAGGAGAAGCGGCGGGAGCAGCAAGAAGAGGCGGAGGCGGUGGAGGAGGCGGAGGUCAGGUGCGCGGCGGCGCUUGGCCCCGUCGCCGCCCGCAGCAGCCUGUCCGCAGGUGAAGGAAGCCUCCCGCCGGGCAAGCAGAAGCGCCGGACGACCAUCCCCGGUCACUCCCGGCCGGCCCUCCUUCAUCCGCAGCCGGCAGGGCAGCCCCCGUCCGCCUUCUGCCGCCGCCCCAGCCGCCGCCGCCGCCGUGCAGCGGGCAGGCACAUCGCCCCUCGCCUCCCGCUUGAAUCACACCGAUCCCGCCGCUAACCUGCCCAGCCGAGCCAAGCCGAGCCGGCAGGAGAGCGAGGGGAGAGGAGGAGGAGGAGGAGGAGGGUGA
Molecule: messenger RNA, 750 nt
Organism: Pogona vitticeps (central bearded dragon)
Lineage: Eukaryota; Metazoa; Chordata; Lepidosauria; Squamata; Agamidae
Source: RefSeq, a predicted model, not a curated record